GCACCUAAUUCACUUGCAAAUAAACUAUUAACCAUAUCAUCUUUUCUAUCAAGCAAACCCACUAAAGAGAAAAACAUGGGUAAUUGCUUGGUGCUGCAACAGAUUAACAUGAUGAAGAUCAUGAAAACCGAUGUCAAAGCUCUUGAAUACAAAACACCAAUCAAAGUUGAAGAUGUUUUACCUCUUCCACCACCAGCAUCACCAAAAGGUGUCAAGAAGGUGAGGUUUGCAAAUCCAGAAGUUCAAGAUGUACAUAAGAGUAGUGUUGUUAGGAUUAAGCUUGUUAUUAGUAAGCAAAAACUGCAAGAUAUGUUGGAUAAUGGAGGGAUUUCAGUUGACAAGAUGUUAUCUCUUGCUCAUGGUGAAAAGGAAAUGGAUGAUGAAGAUUUGUGUAAAGAAAAUGAUGAUGAUUCUCUAGGAGAGUGGAAACCAGUAUUGAAAAGCAUACCUGAAGUAAUCUAGCAGUAUGUUACAAGUUACAAUACUUGUGUUUCUUUCUUAUAUUGCUUAGGUAUUAGAGUUUUCCUUUUUCAAACAUGUAUUAUGUACAGUUGUAUAAUACCUAAGAAGUGAUAUAAAUACAGGAUUAGAAAGAAAUAUUCACUCUUCAAGUUCA
Molecule: messenger RNA, 616 nt
Organism: Vicia villosa (hairy vetch)
Lineage: Eukaryota; Viridiplantae; Streptophyta; Magnoliopsida; Fabales; Fabaceae
Exons: 1
Coding region: 76-462 (128 amino acids)
Source: RefSeq, a predicted model, not a curated record